Cercopithifilaria johnstoni is the source of this 1440-nucleotide messenger RNA. The record is from the annotation of a GenBank genome assembly. NCBI's taxonomy places the organism in Eukaryota, Metazoa, Nematoda, Chromadorea, Rhabditida, Onchocercidae.
AUGUUUUGCACUUCAUAUUUCAGUUUCGUAAGUAGAGCAGAAUCACGAGAAGGUGGUGAGACUUUGAAUCUGAUGCUUCUGCAAUGCGGUUCAGAUGAAAACAUAUCAAUGUAUUCGGCUAGCAGCGGUCAUAUUGAAACGAAAGAAAAACGGAAGAGACGCCCAUCACGUUGGGGCACUCCUACUACUUCAAAAAGCCAUGAUAAUACAAUUAUAACUGCUUCAAUACCUCUUCCUUUGGGACCACCGUUGACGCAGUCAGCAGUUUCUUUAGAAAAUAUACCGGUACCUUCAACAGAACAACAGCCGUCACAGUCGCAAGUGGCGCUAACUUCAAGGCCAUCUGCUCUUAAUACGGCUCCGUCUACGUCUUUUGCGCUCAAAUCGGCAUCGAUACCACCAUUUGGAAUGGCUACUGGACAGCCGCAGAUCAAUUUGGGUGCAUUUACUGGUUCAGGUCUAGGUCAACAGCCUCUUGGUUUAAGCCAGCAGUCUCUGGUCACUCUAGGACAGCAGCAAUUAACCAAUCUGGGGCAGCAAACUUUGGCUGGCUUAGGACAACAACCAGUACCAGGUUUAAGCCAACCUCAGUUGACGUCUAUUGGACAAGGAUCAUUAGUUCAAAUGCAGCCAUCUUUGCUGCCGAAUUUCUUCUUACCACCGCUGAAUUUAGGUGCAAUGAACGGUUUAUUGGCAGCAGGUUUGCUUGCGAAUAACAAUCCAUUGGCAGCUCCGCCGAUCACUCAACCACUAGGUCAACCAUCUUCUGCAACCACGACUCCUUUUAUGUUGAAUCCAGUGCAGCUUUCAGCAGCCUCAGCUCAACAACUCAAUCAACAUUUUGUAAAUUUGGCAACAACACUACGGCGAAAUGUAGAUACGGCUGCUGAUUCCUUACAUUUAUCUCAACAGCCUCCUAAACAGCCGGAGGGCGUCCCGCCACCCCCACCGGUCAUGAAAGCAUCUGAAUCUGCAUCCGCCAAUAUAUCUCUAUGUGAGCCGUUGGCUGAAAAAAUCAGAAAAUUAAUUGAAGCUAGUAAUGUCAGACCUCUGUGCGACUCAAGCGUCGAGGAUGGUACCACAAAAAUUGGUACUACAGUAAAUGAUGAAAUAAAGAAUGUGGUGCUGUGCGAUGAUUCAAAAGUGGGCGAGCCGGGGCGUAAAAGUGCUAGUGCGGACGACGAAGAAACUGGCGAAGCCGUCAAAGUAAAAAAAUUUCACAAGAAUGGUGCAAUGUUCGAGGAAGCUCGACGAAUGCUUUCUUCUUCACUUAAGAAAGUUUACAGAUUGAAGCAAAUUACUAAACAAGAAUAUAAAGAAAUAAUGAAAAAAGGUGUGACAGCGUUAUCUCAGCGCACAAAACUGGAUCAAAGAAAGGUGGACGAGUAUGCGGCAAAGUACGUGGAGUGCGUUGUACAUCGCCGUAAAAAGCGACAUUAA